GCCGCGCCAUAGACAGAGGUUUCAGUCGGUUGCCUCAUCCAAACUGGAUACCAGUAUCAGCGGCUUUAUAGCCUCUAGAGGAGAUAAAAAGAAUAAUCAAAGUCAAUUGGCGAAUGCUUACAAAUACAGACGAGAGGAACAGCAAACCAACCUCACCGGGUCGCCUGUCUGCUUCUAGAUUAUAGCCUCCAUGUUAAUACAAACCCUGACUUUUACAUUCAUCUACACUUCGAUAACAAGCAGACUUCAGACAAGACUGAAAGGGAGUGGCAAGAGGUGAAGUGAGAAGUCGAAACUAUAGUCAAAAGUGAAAUACAAAAAAACACAACAAAAAAGAGGAAAAUCAAAUAAAUUUCUAUCCAGCAAACUACUUAACAUUCCCGGCUAGCUAACCACAGCGGUUGUAUGUUUACAGAACAGUCUUCUCAGAUGUGGCGGGCAACGAACGGCUUGUGUCUGGAGGAGACCUGCUGGCACGUGGGUUCUUUAUCGCCAAUCGCAUUCGCAUGGCAGGACUGCAAUGCAUUUCAGUCGCACUGUUAAUUAGUGGCACCUAAUAUUUGCCCCACACGCUCCUGACAGCACGCGUCCGCCACCCUUUCAUCCUCCCCGCGCGCGCUCCUGGGGACUGGAGGAACGCCGCCUGGCGUCGCGGUCUUUAUCGACAGGUGAAACAUAGUCGACUCCGCACACCUGGCAACUCACUCAGCUACAUCUCACCCAUCCCACCUACAAGCUGUGGACACCACUUGACUUGUCAACUCAGUGAGUGAGGUCGAGGGACUGAGUGACACUGUGGACCUGCUUUCACAAAGCUUGCGGUUCGCAUUGAUGUGGGGAUAAAUCCAUAAAAGCAAUCUCACCUGCAGAGAGCUAUCUUAAACUCGGUUUAGUGGCUCAUCCUACACUUACUCUACUUACGAGGUACUGAAUGACUAAGUGUUAGUUGGCUAACUAACAGGCUGACUAAUGGCUGAGGGUGUUUGUCACAAGAAGACGGCGGCCCUCCUGUGGACUUUACUAGAAUGCGUGUUUUUUUCGGGGGUCGUGCUGGGUUGGUCAUGGCUGGCCCUUGUCUUCCAAGCCGACGGCUACUUCCUCGGUCACUGCUUCGACAACGCCACCAACAUCACCAAUGCCGCCGUCUCCGGCGACAGCACCGCGGGGCCGCAGGGAACCACGGGAAGACGUUGCCAGCAGCGACCUCGAGGUGUCCGAGGGUCCACUGCCGCAGUCCUUGCACACCCUAGCUCCACCUACGAGCCCACUGCCACCCUCCUUGCACACCCUAGCUCCACCUACGAGCCUACUUCCACCCUCCUUUCGCACCCUACUUCCACGUACGAACCCAUGACUGCCCUUCUUACACGUCCAUCUCAAACCUUCAAACCCACUGCCGCCCUCCUUUCAUCUCACCACCCCACCAACGAACCCACGGCUGCCCUUUUUUCGCAGCCCCUGCUCACUCAGGAACCAACAUCCACCCCUUUUUCAGACAUGCAGGUCUCCGGACAGACCGAGGUGUCCGGCAGUUCCACCAAACUCGACCCUUUGGAAGCAACAUCUGCGACCUCAUCCUCGGCAUCGCUUCGGCCCUUCAACGGCCCUGAGAAUGGGGGACUCCCGAGGCCGCAGCACAGGUCCUGUCCAGAACAGAUGGAACGACUGCGUCUGCUGUUCGCCGUGUCGCACGUGUUGCGGGACCUGCUGAUGCUGCCAGUCGGCGCCUUCAUGGACAAGUACGGCACCACGCGAACUCGCCUCCUGUCCGUACUCAUCUUCGCUCUGGGGACACUGAUGAUGACUUUCACAAGCGCUGGUUUCCCAUGGCUGGUGGUGCCAGCCCUCACACUCACUGGUGUAGCGGGUGUGGCCGUCCUGUUGACCAAUCUACAGAUCGCCAACCUCUUCGGCUCCACCCGCCAUCUUGUCAUCGCCUUCUACUGUGGCGCAUCCCUUUCAUCUAGUGUCAUCGCCUAUUUGAUGCAGCUGUCGCACUCGGAGGGUGUGAACGUGCAGACGUCCUUCAUGUUUCUGACCAUUGGUCUGGUGCCCAUGCUGGUGUCCACCGUGGCCUUCCUGCCCAAGACGCGCGUGCCAUGGCCGCUGCCCGUGGACUACGGCAAGCGACGACAUCAGUCCCUGGACGAGAACUUGCUGCGCAAACAGAGGGCCUGGCAGCGCCGCCUGUCGGAGGCCGGUGCGGUGAAGCUUCGGCGCCCAUCCUCCCGCUUCUGGCCCACGACGAGGCAACGAUUGUUUGUGGGUACGGUCACGUGGCACGCUGUCCACGCGCUGCACGUGGCCGUCAUGGAAACGCGCCUGGUCGAUCUGGGUCACUGGUCACAUUCAGGGUAUUCAGAUCUGCAGCAGUUCGGGUGGCUGCAGCUGCUGGGUGUGGUGCUGGCGCCGCUUCCGGGUCUGCUCCUGGACAAGAGAGGCUCCCGACAACCAGACAUACCACUGGGCACUCAGCAGAUGCAGAACGUUGUGCCGGCCAUCUUGGUGACGUCACUACUAGCUGCUCUGGAGCUGGUGUCAUCCAUUCCAGCAGUUGUGUCCAGCCCGCUGCUCUCCUUCUUCUUUCACAUCUCUCACAGGGUGUUCCACCUCACCACCAGCUACGCAGUUCUUAUGCACAUGCACUUUCCUCAAGAACACCUGGGCAAGUAUGUGGGGCUGAUGCUGACAUGGACCGCAAUUUUAGGAACGACUCAAUUUCCAAUCAGAGUUUUUCUGCACCAGCAGCAACUCACCAUUGUCCCACCAGUUCACAUCGCACUGCUCGUGCAGAGCCUGCUGACGAUGGUGCACGCGCUCAACGUCUGGAACUGUUGUCGACGUCGUCUCAUCCGUGAUCAGCCUACCCACGACAACUCACAGCGCUCCAUGCUGCAUGCCUAGGUGCCCACCCCAACCCUCACACCCCCCGUUAUGUCACGACAUCCAUUCUGCGACAGUUUUGUCGUCUCGACUAUAUGUACAAAUGUACAUGUCUAAGAUAACCUCUGACUCAGGUCACGUGAUCCCACGUCCCUGCUCUAGCGCGAGAGAACAGACAAGUUCAGUUUUCGUCUGUCUCUGAGUUACAGCGGAUCUAACGGCGACCGAAUUCUGGAAGUACAUAUUUCUCUUUCUGGGUCUUUAAUUUGUCUUCUUUAAUUUGGUUGAAAAUGUGUCUAAAAUCCAGUGUAAAAUUAGAGAGAUACAUUGCCGUGCCUGCAUAUACACAAACGAGCGUGUCUGAGACCUCACGCUAGGUGCUUGACCUCUUUGGGAUGCCUGACCUUGAGAGAAAACGAGAAAAUAAUUAACUGUUUAUCGAUAAACAAUCUCUUGCUGAAACAAAAGCCCAGAUCGGCACUGUACACAAACAUACUCGAUCUUACACCCGGAAAUGCGACCGCGGCUUUCUACCCAAAGAAAACGCGUUUAACUGGGAUUACACAGCGGCCCAAACCUGUAGUGAACGGGUGAGACCGAAUUCGUAUCGAUAUGUUAACUUACAGGCCGGUCAAGCCGAUCUCAUGUGUCCCCUCACGCGAGCAGAACCCUGGGGAGGCUGGCACUGUGUUGCCAAGAAGCCAGGAGGAUGGACCUGCUCAAGGCACCCGGCGGCUGGCCGACUGAUGAUUUCUGCGAGUUUGGAACUGCAGUGCAAGCUCUGAUCAUUUAGUUUGUCUUUUUGUAUUUUCACCUUUCUUUGCUUCUUCAGCUAGCAGUUCAUUUUCCUCUGUCGUCUUCUUUCGCUUACUUGUGCUGAUCUGGUUUUCCGCUUGGCAUGAAGAUGUUCCAAACGUGUUAAAAAUUUGGAUGACACUUUAUGUAUUAUCUAUCUAUAAAGGUUGUGUGUGUGUGCGCGCGAGCGUGUGUGUGUGUAACACAAUGCCCAAUGUUUGUAAAGAAACGUGUGGGAAAGUAGUUCUGAGUGUAAGAAAGAUUGUAUUGACAAAUGAAUACAUUGAUGUGUUUGCCAAAUGACAUUUCUUGUAACCAGUCUAUUUAUUGCUGUACAUUACCGCUAUCGAGCGACUGCUGUCUUGCAGUUAUUCACAUGUGUAUGAACUUACACAAUCCAUGGGAUUUUAAUUCAUGUAACCGAAAAUAAAAUUGUUCGGCGUGAUUUCUAGUUCGAAAAUUAUUUACAGAUAAUCAUCUGUUUCACCAACAAACAUCUGUCUUUCCAUUUCCACCUAUUUAAAAGCAUACAUGUAUAUGCAUUAAUGCCACGAUUGAUACUGUUCAAAAUUGUGUUGUUAUUGUUGUUGUUGCACAUGAUACCUUGACUAAGUUAACAGGAUUAACAACGUUAAUAAUGAACCAGUAGGAUACUUUUUCAACCACUAGUGAGAAUCUGUUUUAAUGACUAGGUCAUCAUUACUAUCUGACCAUGACAUCAUUACUACUGAACAAAAUAUGACCGUGACAGGAUAUUUCACAAAAUACAAGAUUUACAAGAUAUUCGCAUAUUUGAUCGUGGGACUGUUAUUUAAUCUCACUUUGUUUGGAGAAGCUCGCCAGUCAGCCAGAAACAAACAUCAGUUGAUUUAUUUUGCACUCGAACAACGGUCACAUGACACUCUGAGGCUGGAAGGUUUUACUGGUCCUUGUCGAAUCGACAGAAAUCCAAACAAAACUGGAAAGAGGAGAAGCGAUGUUAUCUGCGUCGGUGUCAGGUCGCUGGUGAUGACAUUACUGUUCGCAAACAGGUGUGUACUAAAAGCAUUUGACUUUUUCUCAGUCUUCCUACAGCUUUUCCAACUCCCUCGAGAAUUUAUAAACUUUUUUUGUAAAUCUUGUAUACAUUCCACCCGAUGCAAAACUACAGAAGAGCCGCCGAGAUUGUCGGCGAUGCCGCACACCAACAAGAGACUUUCUCCUCUUGGCGAUGUCAGUGAUGCUCAGCUGAAAUGCCAUAGAGAGUAAUGAGUCUAUGAAUGAGAGUAGUGUAGUCUAUAGUAUCUAAGGCAGCAAACAUGUCUAACAUGGUGAGGUCAUGUGAGAUGUGAGAUGUCACCUCUAUCCAGAGCAGACAAAAUGUCGUUUGUCACCUUAAGCAGGGCAGUUUCGGUGAAAAUGGUGAUAAGCUGACUGUGAUGGAGAAAUUAAAUUUUCAGAGUUUUGAUAGAAGUUGCUUGAGAACUACUUUCUCAAGGAUUUUGGAAAGAAAUGGCAAGUUUAAGACCGGGUGGUAAUUGUUCAGCACGUUGAUGUCAAAGGUGUUUUUUUUAAAACAGCAGUUUCACUAAGGCUGUUUUGAAGGAAGAUGGGAAGAUGCCAGAGAACAAGCUAUCAUUUACUAUGUCUGUGAGGACAGGGAGUAGGAUGUCAAGACAAACUACCAGUAAUGGGGUGGGAACUGGGUGCAGUGGACCAGUUGUGGGUUUUGACUGGAGUAUGGUGGUCCUAAGCAUUUAGCAUCUGUUUAUGUACAGUCAACAGAGACCUACACCACAACCUCUCAGCUCUGAUUUUUUUCCCCCUCAUUUCUUACCAACAAUUGUUCCUGUUUUUACACCACCAUCAUUAGUUAUCAUCUUCACGUCAGUCUAAUAUCUCUCAUCACAAUAACAACCUCAGUUGUCACUCAUCACUCAUUUCUAAUAAUAGUUCUGCUCAUCAUCCAGCGCUGCUCAUCUCAUGACUUUCAAAUUUUGUGUGCUUGUUUCAACCGUUUUCUGGUUCCCUUUUCUCUCUUUUCCUUUUUUGAAAGCCGAUAAAAGUCAUCCAUAAAUGUCUUGCACUUGUGGUGGGCUCUGAUCUUGAAAUAAAUGUAUAUCACAUCCUUAAGGACUUUC
This is a messenger RNA of Pomacea canaliculata, 5798 nucleotides long. Its product is annotated as solute carrier family 43 member 3-like. Lineage: Eukaryota; Metazoa; Mollusca; Gastropoda; Architaenioglossa; Ampullariidae. The record is from RefSeq and is a predicted model, not a curated record. The transcript is spliced from 10 exons. Bases 970 to 2904 code for a protein of 644 amino acids. Gene Ontology annotation, biological process: transmembrane transport. Gene Ontology annotation, molecular function: transmembrane transporter activity.